Messenger RNA from Heterocephalus glaber (naked mole-rat), 4659 nucleotides. RefSeq names its product rhomboid like 3 (gene Rhbdl3). Gene Ontology annotation, cellular component: membrane. The record is from RefSeq and is a predicted model, not a curated record. NCBI's taxonomy places the organism in Eukaryota, Metazoa, Chordata, Mammalia, Rodentia, Bathyergidae. Gene Ontology annotation, molecular function: serine-type endopeptidase activity; calcium ion binding.
GCCCCCCAAAGAGCCGCGCAGCGCAAAGUUAGCCCGGCGCCCCGGCCGGCCCUGGACCCCGCCUCGGCCAUGGGCGAGCACCCCAGCCCCGGCCCCGCAGUGGCCGCCUGCGCCGAGGCGGAGCGCAUCGAGGAGCUGGAGCCCGAGGCCGAGGGGCGGCCGCCCGCGGCGCCGGAGGACCACUGGAAAGUCCUGUUUGAUCAGUUUGACCCUGGCAACACAGGCUAUAUCAGCACAGGCAAGUUCCGGAGCCUCCUGGAGAGCCACAGCUCCAACCUGGACCCGCACAAACGGGAGGUGCUCCUGGCUCUGGCUGACAGCCACGAGGAUGGGCAGAUCUGCUACCAGGACUUUGUCAACCUGAUGAGCAACAAGCGCUCCAACAGCUUCCGCCAGGCCAUCCUGCAGGGCAACCGCAGACUGAGCAGCAAGGCCCUGCUGGAGGAGAAAGGGCUGAGCCUGUCACAGCGCCUAAUCCGUCACGUGGCCUAUGAGACCCUGCCCCGGGAGAUUGACCGCAAGUGGUACUACGACAGCUACACCUGCUGCCCACCACCCUGGUUCAUGAUCACUAUCACACUGCUGGAGAUUGCCUUUUUCCUCUACAACGGGGUGUCACUGGGUCAGUUUGUGCUGCAGGUGACCCAUCCACGCUACCUGAAGAAUUCUCUGGUUUACCACCCCCAGCUCCGAGUGCAGGCUUGGCGCUACCUGACGUACAUCUUCAUGCACGCCGGGAUAGAACACCUGGGACUCAAUGUGGUGCUACAGCUGCUGGUGGGGGUACCCCUGGAGAUGGUGCAUGGAGCCACCCGCAUCGGGCUUGUCUACGUGGCUGGUGUUGUAGCAGGGUCCUUGGCUGUGUCUGUGGCGGACAUGACUGCACCCGUCGUGGGCUCUUCCGGAGGGGUAUAUGCUCUUGUUUCUGCCCAUCUGGCCAACAUCGUCAUGAACUGGUCAGGCAUGAAGUGUCAGUUCAAGCUGCUGCGGAUGGCUGUGGCCUUGAUCUGUAUGAGCAUGGAGUUCGGGCGGGCUGUGUGGCUCCGAUUCCACCCAUCGGCUUAUCCCCCGUGUCCUCACCCCAGCUUCGUGGCACACUUGGGUGGUGUGGCUGUGGGCAUCACUCUGGGUGUGGUGGUCCUGAGGAACUACGAGCAGAGGCUGCAGGACCAGUCGCUGUGGUGGAUUUUUGUGGCCAUGUACACCAUCUUCGUGCUGUUCGCUGUCUUCUGGAACAUCUUUGCCUAUACCCUUCUGGACUUGAAGCUGCCUCCACCUCCCUAAGGGGCUGAAGGACAAGGUGGGGAGGGGAGGGAGAAGCAGCAUCCAGAGGGGGCACCUGCGUUGUUUCUCAUCGCCAGCUUUAUGAGCCAGGGAGGGGAGGUUGGAGACUCUGGGCCAUGCUGACAUUGGUGUUUAGAUUUGGGCAGACGGUGGAUAGAGGCUCUUUCUGAAAGGCACUUGUGGAGGAGCCAGAUAUGGCUUCUGUGACUUUUCUCGGCUGUUCUGAUAUGAUGGAGCCAGUCUGAAGGCUGGGGGAGGGUGAGAGUGGCCAUCCCCAUGGGCUGGGCUUGUUCCAUCUGGUUCCGUGGGCUCCCCUGUCCCUGCCACAGACUGAGCAGCAGCUUCUCCAUCCUCCACCUGGAGACCUGAGAGACAUAAGGAAGGUGCGAGGGUCAUUGAGGGCAGGCAGGCCCUCCCCAGCCCAGGGACCAGGCGGUGUUUCUGCCACAGCUUGGGGUCUAGGGCUCUGGGGUGAGAGGAGGGCCUGGUGGGGGAGCCCAGGGUGACCUCCUAGGCCUCCCAGUGAGCACUGGGGCACAGCUUCUCAAGCCUGCACUGGGAAGAACAGGGAGAUACUAUAGGCUCCAGGUCCCAGGCCUGAGGCACCUCUCUUGCCCUAAAGGACGAAUGACAGAAACCUAAGCUGGGGGAAUAAACUUCAUCCAAUUUCCACCCUGGCAAAGGCACAGGACCAACUUUAGACUUCUCCCACCCUUUCAUCCAGAAUGCUGACAUCUCACACCAACACGCCAGCCUCCAUGCCCUGCUUUGACUGCCGGGUCUUUUCUGUACUUUCCACUGCCCUGAACCUACUUUCUGCCUCUUUUGGGAAUGGAGACAGUGUUUUGGGGUGUGUGUGUGCACGUGCACACGCGUGUGUGAUAGGAAAGACAAUGUGAAGCUGGUAGAGCCUACAGAGGAGCCUGUGGAGAAGUGGGCAUGUGGGUCAUCUGUAAGAGGAGAGAAGGUAUCAGGAAGGAAAGCCGUGGUAUGCUGUGACAUAGUUGCUGAGUGUCCUUGGUUUUAGCAAAGCUUGCCCCCUUUUUCCUGUCAUCUGUCUCUUCUGGAUGCCUUCCUGAGCAUCACUGACGAGCAGGAAAAAUGGUCCAUGCUGGAGGGAGACCUCAGGCCCUACCAGGGACCCCUGGGAGGUUGAAAGGAAACUUGUAGCCACAUUCUGCUUCUAUUUUUUUUUUUUCUGAGAUGCCUUUCCUUUUCAAUUAUGUCCCCUUUUGCCUCCCUUAGAAAAAACCUUCUGGGAUGCAAGAGAAGCUGGGGCAGGAAUAUUGAGGCUAUGUGUCCAUUUGAGUUGGUAAGGUGGCAGGAAGUUAUAGCAAAAGGAAUUCUAGUUUAGGUGGAAAACUUUGCUCCCCAUGAGAAUCUUUGGGGACUUGGAUGAGUGUCAAGGUGAAGAUAACUUGUACAUAAACUCAGAUGCUUAGAGUUGGGAAAGAACUUGGAGGUUUUCAAGUCCCCCCUUACCCCCAUUUCCCAGUGGGAGAAUGAGAUUGAGAGUAUGACCUCCCUCCACCUACAUCCCAGGACAGGAGUCUGGAGGGAAGCCCUGUCCCCAAGCAGGGCACCAGCUGCCUCUGGCCCCUCCAGGGAUGGCACCACCCAGAAUUGUACCAGCAGGAGCUGCUGCAAGCCCCCAGUGGGUAUGAGGUGCCUGACCUUUGAUAAAAUGUCAAUCCCUUCAUACUGCUUCCAGAACUCUCAAGCCCUGACAACCUAGAAGGACAAAGAGCCCCAGGCCUGGGAGGCAGAGGGGCUGGAGUCAUGCAGGAGCAAGGGCAGGAGUAUGAUAACUGCCUCUCCCCAGCCUUGUGCCCAACAGAGCCCUUGUGUGUGGAGAGGUUGAGGGUUAUCCAUGCCAAGCAUUUGGGGGUCUUGGGCCACUGUAGUUUCCUGUCCCAAUGAUUACGUGGAAAUGGGCAAGGUCUUUCCACACAGGGACACACCCAGUCACUGAAGUCUAGCCUCAUGUUUGCCCAGCACUAGCUAGAUGGUUUCUGUUCCCCACAUGGGGCUCCUAAGGUUCUGCUGCACUUGUGCCAAUGCCAUGCUGUGGUCUGUCAGCCUGAGGCAUUGUAGCCUACGUCUUUGGCUCUGACUUGCAUCAGCCUGGAACCUCUUGUCUGCCCUGCCUGAUGUUCUCUCCCCUAGUGAGAGUGAUAUGUAGGUGGAAGAAUCAGCUUCUUCAGAGAGGACCCUGAGGGCCCAGAAGGGAGGCUGAGAAGAGAAGACCUAGUGAGGAUGGAGCAGGAACUGAACUUUGUUGCCUGAGCCAUGCCAUCCCCCACUGGAGGGACAGAGGCAAUUAGAAAGGGGUGAGAAGGCAAUGGAAGGCUCUAGAAAGCCCUCAGAGAAGCACCAGUUCCUUCAAGCCUCCAGAUGAAAGCUUUUUACUGGAAGGGCCACCUGAGGCAGGAUCCUCCACACUUGGGGGGAGUCUAAUCCACACCUCAGGCCACCAGCUCCAAGUUGCUGUCUGUCAGCACACCCACCUCCACCACCUUCUGUCAGCCAUCGCUCCCAGGCAGGGACAUAGAGUAGAGACACUAGGGCCAUUUCACAGGACCCUGAAAGUUUCACUUUUUGACAUCCGGCCUUCUCAGCAGAUCCUCUUGCUCCUGGUUCCUCCCCCGCCAGCAGCACUUGUCCAGCUCUAGCCUUCUGCCUUCCCUCCCACCUCCCUCUCCAAUGUGGCUGCCAGCCAGGAUGCUGGGAAGCAGAGGCUGGUAUCACUCUUCAGGCUGGUGGGGAUAGGUCAGCCUUUCAAGACACAGAAAUUCAAGACACAGAUAUUGAAAGCCUGGGAAUCCCCACACAUCAGCAAUAGACUUGUUUGCUUGUUAAACAGGAGAGGAACUGCAGAAACUGAGGAAAGGAAAACAGGCCUUCAAAGGAGAAAUUUUGUUUUAAUGACACCAUUCAUCCGUUUUUUUAAUUAGGAAAAGCUCCCUAAUGAGGCUCUUUUGCCAGCUAAUGGGACUCUCAAUUUCCAUGAGAGCCAUUCUUGCUCAGAGCAUUAAGUGAGCCAUUGCCGACCAAACCUAGAUCUUCCUCCAGCGUCCAGUUCAAUGUGCAGAUAACGCAGAUUGCCAGGUGCAGUGGAAGCCCUUUCUGACAUCCUUCCUGUUGUGCCCAGGACUCACUGCAAAGCACUAAUUCUCCUCUGCCUUAAAAAUGGCGCCCAACAACAAACGGCCCCUCCAAGGACCUUAAUAAGUGGGGGAAAAAAAGAACAGAAGAAGAAAACACAAGCCACAGUGUUGGUUUCUAAAUAUUUUUGUAUUGUGUACAUUCUGUAUAUUUUUGUUGUAACAUAUUAUUUGAACAAGGAUUCCAUUAAAGAUUUUUUUUUUAAACCAG